UUGGAAGCGUGUUCGAUUCUGUAGAGGAGAGUGAAAGUUCAGAUCAAUGGCGGGGGUGUCGCUGAGGUGCGGGGAUUGCGGGACUCUUCUGAAGUCCGUAGAGGAAGCGAGAGAGCACGCGGAGCUCACCUCUCACUCCAACUUUUCCGAGUCAACUGAAGCAGUCCUCAAUCUCGUCUGCGCCGUCUGCGGCAAGCCCUGCCGAUCUAAAACAGAAAGUGAUUUGCAUACCAAAAGAACUGGGCAUACAGAGUUCACAGAUAAAACUUUAGAGGCUGCAAAACCAAUUAGUUUGGAGGCUCCGAAGGUGACAUUGGAGACUGAAGAUGCUGUUGAUGCAAGUACUAGUAAUCAGCCUGCUGAAGGUAAGGCUGGUACUUGCGGUAUGACUGUGACAAUGCAUGGUUAGAACUUAGGAAAUGGU
Messenger RNA from Carica papaya (papaya), 424 nucleotides. The record is from RefSeq and is a predicted model, not a curated record. Lineage: Eukaryota; Viridiplantae; Streptophyta; Magnoliopsida; Brassicales; Caricaceae.